CCGAGAACAGCUCACCAUCAUCUUAGGCAGCCUCAUCUACCCAAUUGCUGUCAUAUCUCUCAGUUUCACCCGGAAGUUCAUCGUCAACCUCCAACAGCAGCCGAGUACUUGAAAAACAGUGGGACGACAACUUUGAAAUUCCAUGGAGUAAGUUUCCUGAGGAAGUGAUGCAUUAUCUUGAGAGGGGAAAAAGGCCAGGCCCAAAACGGAGGAGGCAAAUGGUCCGGAUUGUUGUGACUGAGAUGAUGGAAAAAUGCCCUCAUGUAGGCAAAAAGCAUUCAACUGACGUUGCAAAAAAAAUGGUCGCAAAAUAUCCACAUUCUCUCCAAGAUGUAAUAGUGGGCGAUAUUGUUGGAGCAGGCUACCUUUCCCUUGUCAAACAGUUGCAAAAUAGAAUCGAAAAUGCGAGGCGCACUUCAACACCCAAGAUAAGAAAAAGAAAACAUCAGACUGAUGACUCAGUCGACACAGACGAGAUCCCAUUGGAAGAGAGAGCAGCAAUGCAGGACACGUAUGGAUGCAUUAAAUGGAAUGUAGAAUUUCUGCCCCGUGAAGAAACUCCAGAGAGCCAGCAGCAAAAGAUGGAAAAACUCAAGGUGAUGUUCCAACACUCUGAUGCCAAUCCAGAGGAGGUAAAAUGUUUAAUGAAGUCCACUUUUUACACUCAGAGACAACAUGUCAACCUGGGAAAAAGUAUCAAAAGCCUUAGAGAGGAGUGGCCGUUUUGCUUUGAUGAACUCGGCAUGUCAGUUCACUUCAAGGAACUGACUGGGAUUAACCUCAAAGAGACAUUCACACAAAAUUUGGAUUUGAAGGGAAAAAGGCUUCUCGACUACAUGGCCACAGUUUGUGUCAGCAAGAGAAAGUUUCUUCAGACUUAUGCAAGGCUUCAGAGAAUGCGGGGACAGCAGAGUGGCUGUUCAGAUGACGUGAAAAAGAUGCUCCUGCUUCUGCUCAGCUACUUUGAUGAGAAGGAGGAGUCCAUGUUCUUCCAUGUAGAAGAUACAUGUCUGGCAGAAGAGGUCCAACUGGAACAAGUGCCUCUGACACCCACUGUCAUUGUCUGUGGACAGUCCUGCUAUUCCUCAACAAGGUACAUGCUGAGCCUGGAUCGGAACCUCGUCAACACAAACAUCUCCUCCUUCAUUUCUGCAUUGUGCCUCAUGUUCGGGAGCUACUACAUUUUCAACAUCCAUUAUCCAACUGAGCUGGCUUCAACUCUGGAGUUCCUUCAAAGGUGUUUCUUCUCGAUAAACCCAGAAAAAGGAACCAAAGUAGAGAGUAAAAACAGCAAGCGUCGUCUCAACCUGAACCCUCCAGUCCUCACCCUGAUACAGGAUCUCUCCGAUCACGAGUGGCGUCAAGCCUAAAUAUGGACUCUAUGUGGACUCUGACUGUUUGUUUGAGAAGAGGUACUUUUAGUUUUCGCUUUGUUAAUCCAAAAUGUGUAUUAUGGUAAUUAAGGCACACUGUAACUUUUCCUGGUAGAGGGUCCGCCACAUGCUUUUUUCAUUGUGUUAUUGCUUUGUAGUUAUGUUCCAGGUUGUUGUUUUUUACGGUGAAGAACUGUCUUACUGCUGUGUUUCUAGAUGGCUUGUUUAGGUUUGUUUCCUUACAGUUGGUUUUCCCCCGAUGUGUUCUAUGUCCCACGGGCACGGACGUGGUGACAUCCUAUACAGCAGGGUGCAUAUUGUAUGGGGACGAUUCCGAAACAUAAAUAUAUUAUGUAGCUAUCUCAAGUUAAUACACACACACACACACACACACACACACACACACACACACACACACACACACACACACACACACACACACACACACACACACACACACACACUCCCAGUGUGUUAGUCGGGACACUUCCAGUGCUAUAAGGCACCGAUCAUUUUCGGCACAUUAGGCCACGUUUUAGAGGGAUCUAAGCCUAAAUGUGGACUCUGUUUGUUUGAGAAGAGGUACUGUUAGGUUUUGCUUUGUUAAAUCCACAAUUUUUAUUAUUGUUAUUAAGGCAAAAUAUGUCAUUUCUGUUUUAAAGUCUUGCAAUAUGUACAGGUGCACUAUGUAAUUUUUAUCUGACAUCUGCUUGUUUCCAUUUUGUAUAUGUUGGAAAAAAAAAAACAUCCAAUUGUUUAUUGCCGAUGGCUGGUAAAUACAUUUCCCAAAAGGGAUAUUUUCCUCUCUUGUCUUUUCUCAAAAUGUAAUUUUGCAUGCUUUGCAGCAGGAGUAUUGGUAAUAAUUUUACAGGUGUAUAGGUAAAUUUUACAUUAUAACUUGAUUAUUCAAACAUAAAAAUACAGCAUAUUAUAAAUAGAUUUUAUGUAUAAUAUACAGAACAGCACCAUUUAAAAUACAAAGUUUUACUGCUGUUCUACCAGUUUAGAUUUGUUUUUUGUAUGAUAUUUCCCUGUUAAAUUUACCAUUUAUUUAUGCAUAAGCAAUUAUUGCAUGUAAAAAAUACAGGAAAUAUUCUUUUUAUAUACAACACUAAUGCAAAAUUAACAAAACAUUUUUGUAGAAUAAACAGUUUUUUAAUGUGAUUCAGCCGUGAUUUAUUUCACUGUAAAUCAAUUUACAUAUUUCGUUGGUUAAGUUAUCUACUGUGCUGCUGUAUUUUUUACAGGAAUUCUCUGGUAACCACAGCUGCCAGCGAUUCCCUGUAAAAAAUACGAUUUUUUUUUUACAGUGCAUGCUAUAGUCCAGCCCAUUAUCAAAAAACACAACCUCGACCCCUCUGUUCUCUCCAGCUUUAGGCCUAUCUCUAAGCUUCCCUUCCUCUCUAAAGUGUUAGAAAAAGUGGUUUUAGAACAACUGCAGCUGAACCUGGAUCUUAAUGACAUAACAGAAAAGUUUCAGUCUGGUUUUAAAUCACGCCACAGCACAGAAACUGCACUUUUAAAAAUCUUUAAUGAUAUUCUUUUAAUUGUUGACUCGGGGAGUUCUGCUACGCUCGUGCUUUUAGACUUGACUGCUGCCUUUGACACAGUCAACCACCAGAUUAUUUUAUCCCGCCUGGAACUCUGUGUUGGUAUUACUGGAAAUGUCCUAAAAUGGUUCAAGUCAUAUCUGUCAAAGAGAACCUUCUCUGUUCAUCUUGGCCAGUACGCCUCAGCUGGAGCCCCACUAGUCUGUGGGGCUUCUUAUAUCUGCUUCCCCUAGGUUCCAUUUUUAAAAAACACAACAUUUCGUUCCAUUGCUUCGCAGAUGACCUACAAAUCUACCUGCCGUUAAAAUCAAACAAGGACUCCACAAAUGCAUUGUCAAACUGUCUGAAAGAUGUGAAAACCUGGUUUGAACUUAACUUCCUAACACUAAACAAUAAUAAAACCGAAAUAAUUGUUUUUGGCAAAUCCGAACUACUGGAUAGCAUCUACAGUGUUCUUGGUCCCCUUGCCUCCUACAGCCGCCCUUUUGUCAGAAACCUCUGAGUUAUUUUCGACAAUGGUUUUAAAUUUAACAAGCAAAUAAGCUCAGUCGUGAAGACAAGCUUCUUCUAGCUGCGACUCCUAGCGAAAGUAAAGCCGUAUCUCCCACCAAAGGACUUUGAAAGAGUCAUUCACCUGUUCAUAAUGUCCCGUCUAGACUACUGUAAUUCGCUUUACUUUGGUGUGGACCAAUGUCUGCUCCGUCGCCUGCAACUGGUCCAAAAUGCUGCUGCACGUCUCCUCACUGGGAAAAGGCGAUAUGACCACAUUACCCCUGUCCUGGCCUCUCUUCACUGGCUUCCUGUGGUUUUUAGAAUUAAAUUCAAAAUCCUGUUGUUUACUUUUAAAUCUCUACAUGGGCUGACACCUAAAUAUAUGUCAGAGCUGGUCUGCAUCCAUGCUCCAGCUAGAGAAAUUCGGUCAGCUCAGCAGGUGCUGCUGGAUGUACCUAGGUGCAGACAAAAAACAAAAGGCGACAGAGCCUUCGCUGUGGCCGCUCCUAAUCUUUGGAACAUUCUCCCCCCGAGUCUGAGAACUGCCCAGUCUAUCAACCAGUUCAAAACGCAACUAAAGAUCCACUUUUUUACAUUGGCGUUAAAUACAGAUUAAGAUUUUAUUUCAUCUUAUUCAUUGUUGUUGCUAAUAUGCAAUUUUAAGCCUUCUUGUUUUUUGUUUUGUUUUUUAUAUUGUAUUUGUGUACAGCACUUUGGUCAACUACUGUUGUUUUAAAAUGUGCUACAUAAAUAAACUUGACUUGACUUGUUCAAGAAUGAGCAGUGCUAUUUUCAGAACAGGCCUGCGGGCCCUUCAUAUGGUCCUUGCUGGCGCCCUGGUUCCCGCGGGCACCGUGUUGGUGACCCCUGCAAUAGUAUAUGUGGUAUAAAGGCUGGGAUGAAUUUCAAAUUAUAAAUAUGUACACUUAUGUUGAAAGAAUAGGCCGUCGCGAAUCCUAUUGAAACGAAUGGCGCGGUGAUUCGGUCUUCAAAACGAGAGCUGGUAAAUUGUGGAAAAUGAAUUAAACGGUAAUCAGACAACGCAGUUAUAUAUAGACCGUACCUGUUGUUUAAAGGCUGGGACGAAUUUCGAAUACAAUGAGUACAAUGCAUAACGUUACCUCUCUGGCUCAUAGCUGAGAGCGCUAGAAUACCUCCCCUUGCCAAGGCGUAUUUACUGGAGGAGUUAACAACGUUUCUGUUGCAUAAGAACCUUAUGAUUGGCAAUGAUUGUUCCAGGUAUUGUAAACCCUCAGGCAUUACCAGGUCCAGGUUAACAAAGUUAUGGCUUGUGAAAAACGUUAUAUUUGAAUGGGAAAAAAUUUUAACGCUCCCUCAGGAAUGAAUAAUCGAAUAUUCUGACCCAUCCCUACUUUAAAGUGGUCCAGGAGGAGGUGUUUCAGGUCCCUGAUGACCCAUGAGAUGUUCUCCAGCCGGUGUUGGAGGUGGAGGUUCUCCUCUUUCAGCGUGCAUAUGGUCUCCUGGAGCUCAUAGAAGUACCAAACCGUUGGGAUGUGGAACACCAGGCACCAAACUGCAGCCCUCUGCACAGUGAAUUCCCAGCUGUUCUCCCUAGAGGACAUGCUGACAGGCGGUUGGGAAAUAAGAUAAACUAAGCCUUGGACUCUGCCUGAGCCUUCUCUUUGCUUAUGUCCCCUCUGCCCACACACUCUGACUAACUUUGAAUGUUGUUCCAAAUGGUUUAAAUAUGACACUUACGUAGGUAGGCACAUCAGGUAGAAACCGGCCUGUAAUCAAUAUUAGGGAUACAUUGGUUGUAGGCUACAAACCAUUGGGCAGCACUCAAACGAUCAAUAGUUCUUUUUACCAUCCAUUCACCUCUAAGGUGAAAGGCAGCGAUAGCCCGGUGGAUGUCUAAUCUGAAAUGCUGAUCUUUAGAGUUGCUUGCGAGCCUUGCGUUAUGCUUCUUAUCUUUACAAAAACUAAAAGCAUUGCACACAGUUUACGACAGACAGACAGACAGACAGACAGACAGACAGCUAGCCAGCCAGACACAGAUAUAAUACAUACAUACAUACA
Molecule: messenger RNA, 5455 nt
Organism: Gadus morhua (Atlantic cod)
Lineage: Eukaryota; Metazoa; Chordata; Actinopteri; Gadiformes; Gadidae
Exons: 3
Coding region: 168-1370 (400 amino acids)
Source: RefSeq, a predicted model, not a curated record